AUUAUAUGUGUACGCAUCCUUUAUGUAGAAUAUGCCAAGCAUAAAUUUAAUGCAACAUCUAUAGCAAUUGGCCCGUCUGUGGGUCACAUGUUGCGUGGUCUUCCUUUUUAGAGUUCGCGAGUAAAAGAACGAGAGGAAUUCCUAGUCCACGAAGCGCUUUUCAAGUCGCUGCAUCUCUUGUUUUUCUGCGCUUCCCUGCAGGUAUGCAUGAGCUAUGCUGGUUCAAGAGUGACGGGAAACGUGUGAGACAGUAGCAGUUUCACAGGCUUCUAAUUUAGCAUGAGUGAAUUCGAUACGUUUAAGCUUCUUUGGACACUAGUUGAGUAGGGUGCGUGAUCUAUAUCUUACACAAGUGUGUAAAGAGAAUUUGUGUAGAUGGAAUCGAUGGUUAACAGUGCGAAAAACGGGCUUCUUUAUAUCCCUUCUACUAUUUGAGGAAAUUCGACUUUUUUUUUUCAUAAGAACGCUGUUGAGAAAUUAAUUUUUUAAUUUUCGUGUACAACGCUCAAUCUAGAGAUAUUAUGACACCAAAGACCGUCUCUAGCGGGAAGACACUAGUACUUGUUAGAGAUGAGAAUGGAUCAGGUAGUCUGCUGCCCGCGCCUAGUCCUCAGGUGUUGGACGAGGACGUGUAUACUAAGAAAAUAGACCAGAUUGUACAAAAGGAUUAUUUUCCCGACUUGCCUAAACUCAAAGCACGAGUUGAAUGGACCAGCGCUGCAAGGUAUCAGAAUAUCUUAGCUAUGGAGGAAAUUAAGAAAGGCAUGGGGGAUGGCCAGAAGUUUUCAACAGCUUGGUGACGUUAUGACGUGUGUGAUGCAUGGGGUUUAGGGGCUACGUAUGGCGGUCUCCCAGAGUCUCUGCAGUCUCCUUCUUCUGGAAGAGAAUCUCUCGAAGUUGCCAAGGGAGGUGGGGUGGAUGACAGAGGCCUGGACGUGGCGUUGUUGGAAAGACAAGAGAUACCAGAAGAGGGGCAGGCGGAGGAUAUGUCGCUGGACGAAUUUAUUGUGAAGUACACGAGUGAAGAUGAUGCUAGUUUUUUUAGUUUGGUAGAAAAAGAAUCGAUGGCCUCAAAAAAGAGACUUUGGAAGAUAGAGGAGAUGGGUCGAAAGAAUAUGAAGGUAUUUGAAUCCGGUCAUGUUCCUCGGGUCAUUUGUGCAUCUGAUUCUAGGGAUGCAUUAAUGGAUUUUCCUGAUAGCAUUCAGAUGGAUAAUUGUCCUGCUUUUUCGAGGUUUAACAAGGAAAUUCGAAGAGAAAACACACGCUUUGUCGGAUGCAUAUGGAAAGAUGAGAAAAAGGCUGCUCGAGAUAAGGAUGGAUUCCUUAUCCCGUUACAGGGAAAGCCGACCGUUUUCGGUCUAAAGAAAGACGAUAGAGAGGUGAUGUCAUCUCCUAGGUUACCGAGUCGACUUCAUUCGUUUGUGACUGUUCCGUCUCCAAAUCCUCACGCAGGACUUCAAUCCCCGUUUAUUACUUGGGGUGAAAUUGAUGAACCGCAACUGUUGGACGAGUGUGGAAAUUUGCCAUUGAGCGAGAGCUUUGUCAAAUCGGCUGACAAGAGUAUACCAGGAGCUUAUGAAUUUCACAUUCCCCAACAAUCUCCGAGGCAACUGGCUGCCAAUCAUCUCGCGCGUCAGGCAUCCUUAUCUAAAAAAAAGAAGGAAACUACUGGAAAUCGAACGCCUCUUUUAGGGGGGGAAUCAAUCAAAACGUCUUCAUUUUUGGGACAUUCUGAAAACAAAAUAGACGUGGACUCUCAACUUCGAGCAAGUUACAGUCCGAUGGUAAAUUCCGGCCUCAAUGUGAAGCUAACGCCUGUCAGAAAAGUUGAUGUCUCUUCUUCUACUCGAAAUGUUAGUCAUUGAAUGUCACGUAUAUGCAUUAAGCGUCGAGUAUCGCCUUCGUUCUUUUUUUUUCGGUAUCGGUAUAGAGGGGGUCUACUGUUUUGAGCGCCUUCGAAGCAAGUUGCGUUUCUCAAGCGUUGCAUGGGUUCAUCUUUCAGAAAAUCAGUCGCUUGUAUGGUUUCGAGGUUGAGUUCGCUGUAAGCGCGAUGCAGUUGAGUGCAGAGUCUUCUUGCUACAGAAUUAUAUAUAUUUAAAAAAAUUUUUUAUCGGUUUUCAUUCCUUGUAGAGUAGUCUUGGUUGCAUUGCUUGCAUGGGAGAUCCGGCGAGUGCCGAAAAUGCCGUUCUGAGUGCCGAGAACGCCGCUUUGAGAGCUGAAAUCGCCGCUUUGAGGGAUGAACUGAAGAGGAGAGAACGUUCUUGUCACCCAACUCACGUUUGUACGGGUGAUCCUUUUCUUAGACUCGACCCGUUAGAAUGCACGAAAUUGAGUAACGAUGAGAUUCGUCGGUACAGUAGACAAUUGAUCAUGUCGGAAAUAGGUCCGGAACGUCAGAGGCUGUUGAGGUCAAAAUCUGUUUUGAUAGUUGGUGCCGGUGGCCUAUGUUCCACGUCUGCUAUGUAUUUGAGUGGGGCUGGAAUUGGUCGAAUUGGCGUGGUUGAUUUCGACAGAGUUGAGAUUAGCAACUUGCAGCGCCAAAUUAUUCACAAGGAAUCUGAUGAAGGAGAGCUGAAGUCAAUUUCUGCCAGCCGGUCUAUUCGCGAGUUUAAUUCGGACACGCGUGUGGUGGCCUAUCCGGUGAUGCUGAUGCCUGAGAACGCGUUAGAGAUCAUUCGUCCUUAUGAUUUGGUACUGGAUUGUACAGACAAUGUUUCGUCUCGGUACUUGAUCAACGAUGCGUGCGUGAUGUUAGACAAGCCGUUGGUAUCUGGUUCUGCACUAAGGAUGGAAGGCCACGUUACUGUAUACCAUUAUGGAGAAAUGGGUCCUUGCUACCGGUGUUUGUUUCCUGAUCCGCCUCCACGGGACGCGCAAGGCAAUUGCAACAACGAGGGCGUAUUGGGCGUUGUUCCUGGGAUCAUUGGGUGCAUUCAGGCAUUAGAGGCCAUAAAGGUUCUUAUUUGUGGCCAGACUUUGUCUGGACGUAUGUUGUAUCUGGAUGCGAAUACGAGUGUUUUUCGCGAAUUCAAGCUUCGAGCGCGAAACUCUAAUUGCUCUGUUUGCGGAGACCGCCCAAGAAUAACCAAGCUAUUUAACUACGAAUCUUGUUCGCCUUCGCCUAUUCUACCCGGCAACGCCUCCAUCGUUCCGGACAGUCAAAAGAUAACCGCCCGAGAUUAUUUUUUUCAAGUUCUCGAGAAAAAGCAGAAGCAUCUUUUAUUAGACGUUCGACCGUCAGUGCAAUUUAACAUUUGCUCUCUUCCUCAAUCUGUCAAUGCGCCUCUGUCUGAACUGGAUGACGUGAUCCAGCGGCUCGACCCCCCUGUUGUCCCGUCCUCGCCCAUCUACGUCAUUUGCAGAAGGGGAAAGGACUCGCAACUAGCCGUCAAAAAGCUGGUCGACCUGGGCUUCUACAAUGCCAAAAGCAUCAUUGGCGGAGUUAGCGCCUGGUCAAGAGAGGUCGAUUCCGACUUUCCGACCUAUUGAUUGCCAAAAACGACGGCGAACCAACUUUGAUGUGUGUGAUAUAGAUUGUGUAUAUGAGUGUAUUACCAUAUUAUGUAUGACUGACGACUACUCAACCAUAUCGACGGGGGGUUGUAGGCGUGAUAUGCGUGCGCAGGUCGAGCCUGUGAGACGACGGACGGACGCGAGGUCGUGUGAGUCCAAGGGCAUGGCCUUGUGCGCUUAGGGUGUCUUGUCAAAUUUUUUCCGGUACAACGAUCAUUCUUUGUUUUGGUAGCGUGGGCAUCAAGUUGGAUGUCUCACGGCGCAAUGCGCAGUGUGGUUGCAGCGUGCUUGUUUGUUUUUCCCCUUGAGGUGUGCGGUUGCUACGGUGGUCGACUGUGAUUUCGCUGCCCUGUUUGCAAUAGGGAUUGGCAGGCAUGUCGCUUUCUUUUUUGAAGGAUCAGAUAAACCAGAAGAAACGCUGUCUUGGCGGGUCUGACACUUCUAGAAAGUGGGUGAAGAGAGGAGAAAUAGAACAAGACAGACAGAGAAAGUAUCUGGAAGAGGAGAGGGAGAGAGAGGAAGCAAGAAGAAGGAAAUUGGAGGCCAAGCUGAGCGCGCAGGAGUCGUCUGGAAAGUAUGGGCUCAAAGAUGAAGAGGAACAGCCGCUGAAACAGAUUCGGGCCGUUUUACCUUUAGAGGAGGUUUUGUGUCGUUUGAGGGCGCGCGGAGAGCCUAUUACCUACUUUGGUGAGAGCGAUUUACAGAGGGCCGAGCGGCUCCGAAAGCUUGAGCACAUGAAGCCCAUGGAAUAUAACGAAACCAACGAGAAGGAAUGGACGCGCAUUAUACGCGAGGAAGAAGAAGUAGAGGGUGAAACCGAGGCAGCCAAGAAGAAAAUUCAGCAGGAAGAUGCGAUUUUUUUGAUAGAGGAUCGCGAACCUAAAAAUCCACAGGAAGAAGUUUUGUUUUGGUGUCGCGAAUCGUUUGCGGAAUGGAAGCACCGUUUGGACGAUCGCGAUGAUGUUACGAAAAAAUCAGCGCAAGGAAAAGUGGAAUCUGCUCGAUUUAAGCAAACUCAGAAUUACAUUCGACCUUUUCUUCUUCAACUGUCUGGUCGAAAAGGCGUUGAACCUGUUCAAGACGAUAUUUUUGUGCAUGUUUUUGAGAUAUAUAAAGCAUGUAAAGUUUAUGACUACAGGCAAGCAAACGACGCCUAUUACAGACUUGCUAUUGGUAAUGCGCCCUGGCCUAUGGGUGUAACUAUGGUCGGCAUUCACGAGAGAUCUGCUCGAGAAAAAAUUUCGACAUCUUCUGUUGCUCAUGUUCUAAACGACGAAACUCAGAGAAAGUACAUUUCUGCCAUCAAACGAAUGGUCACUUUUCUUCAAAGUGCCUAUCCGACUCUUCCGUCCCGAUCUGUUAUGUAAUCAAACUUUUAUUUUAGCGCAUUCUCUUGGUUAAAAGUGAUCCCGAACGUGGUGCUGUGUGUUCUCGAUAUGAUCGUCUUCAAUCUCUGCAGCAGUUCAGUCUUGAUGUUCAACGGAACUCGAUCUGUGCUAUAAAAUGAGUUAAAUUGCUACUUCGAAAAAAAAAAUGAAACCCCUAUUUUACCUUUUGCCUUGACUAAAAACUUGUCUGUCAACUCUUCGAUGAUGGCCCAAUUCGUUUCUUUUGUCCCCUCACUGCUCUCGUUUGACUCUUGUUCUGAAUCGUACUGGCUAUUAUAGUGGUCUUGUACAUACUCUAUAAAAUCUCGUUUCAAUAUACCUCUCCAUCCCGUCUCGUCCAACUUUGCAGUCAGCCACAAUUUAAGCCUGGAAAAAGAUAACGUCAGUUUUUUUUUUGGCGGAAAACAUUGUUUUUCUUACCUCUCCAAAUCUCCAGUUUCAACAAGUCUUUUAUAAAAGUUUGAAU
This is a messenger RNA of Schistocerca gregaria, 5367 nucleotides long. Its product is annotated as sulfur carrier protein adenylyltransferase-like. Gene Ontology annotation, biological process: RNA splicing; tRNA wobble position uridine thiolation; generation of catalytic spliceosome for second transesterification step. The transcript is spliced from 5 exons. Gene Ontology annotation, molecular function: thiosulfate-cyanide sulfurtransferase activity; URM1 activating enzyme activity; adenylyltransferase activity. Gene Ontology annotation, cellular component: U5 snRNP; U4/U6 x U5 tri-snRNP complex; catalytic step 2 spliceosome. Bases 3888 to 4880 code for a protein of 330 amino acids. Lineage: Eukaryota; Metazoa; Arthropoda; Insecta; Orthoptera; Acrididae. The record is from RefSeq and is a predicted model, not a curated record.